Messenger RNA from Chara braunii, 1956 nucleotides. The record is from the annotation of a GenBank genome assembly. Lineage: Eukaryota; Viridiplantae; Streptophyta; Charophyceae; Charales; Characeae.
UCCUGUGACAAUGGCCUUAUCAAUAACAUUUUCGCUUGCGUGUUGGAGUUGGUUGAAUCUGAUGGACGUUCCAUCCAAGGUCGUUCCUAUUGAACUGUAUCCAGCUCUCCUUGCUGGAAGAGACAACCAGUUGGAAGAACACCCAGUUAAGCAUCGAGACGCGUGCGCAGAAAGCAGCGAGAGAGAAAAGGGAGAGAGAAGGUUCUCUGUUUGAGAGUGUGAGGAAGGGCAAGAGGAGUGUUCGUCCAAACGGAAGGAGAGAGCAGACCCCUCUUGAGAGAUCUACUGACAUCCCUUCCUCAAGCAUGGCGGAAAUCACAUCUGCCCAAUGGCGGGCCAUGCUGGACGCGGCAAGCGAGUUUGAGAAACCGUUCUUUCAGAGACUUUAUGAUGAUGCGGUACUGAGGGAAGGGGAGGCAGAGGCAGCAGCUAAGGCCGCCAGCAUUGCUGCGCAAGAGGCCCUCCUGCAGGUUCCAGAAGCUAAUGCUGACCGGUUCAAGGAGAAGYUAGCUGCUGCCGUUGCAGCCUUGGUCCGUCUGCGGGAAUUGGAAGACUUUGAAUCUCGUGUGACAGCACUAGAGCAGCAGACACGAGAGCUGCAGGCUGAGGUACUCAGCCUUAGACAGUCCCAACUGUCUGCCCCCCGCCCUCCUAACCCUCGACUUGCUGCAGUCCCGGUCCCUCAAACUAACACAGCCCUAGUGGCAAGUGCAAGUGGAACUGUGGCAAGCGCAGGAACCGGUGCCAGCUCUUCAAGCGGCAGCGCCGGCAGCUCUGCACUCGUCAUAGUCCCAGGUGCAGGCCCUUCAGCCCAGAAUGCCCCAGUUCAUACUGACAUUCCAUACAGCAGUCCCAUGGUGGACAAGAGGGCGGCCACUUUGCCGUCCAAGUACGAUGGGAAGGCGGAUAUUACAUCCUGGAUUAGUUCCAUGAGAUCAUACUUCGAGGUCAUGCGGACACCGCAGGAGGACCGAAGUAUGAUCAUGGGCACUAAUACUGAGCCCGUCGUACGGAAUCAUAUUGAACUACAAGCUGUUGCAGCAGGCUACGAGAGGAUAGACCUGACUAGCUGGCUGAAGGUGACCCCUGUACGCACUCUUGAAGAUCUCCUCCUUGAACGAUAUCAGGAUAAGCAUGCGGCGCUCAAGGCUAGGCUAAAGCUUGAGACUCUCAAGGGCCAAACAUGGAGAUCUUCCAUGCAAGCUUUAGAACAGCACUUGACUGGUCUGUUUACAACACCUGACCUGGGGAUGACUGACGUGUCAUGCAUGGAUGUAGUCAUGGGAGUGGCCCCUAAGGAAUACCUCUCCCUGCUAGCACUCAAGGACCAUGCUACYUGGCGAGAGCUCAUGAAGGACCUAGUCAACCUAGAAGCCAAGGACCUCGCCAGACGCAAAAAGGCGCCCGCUGCAGGUGGGAAACCACAACGCAAGCGGUUUGGGAGCAGCAACCAGCUUGCACUGCAUGAUCAUCGGGAGGCUGAGGAUCAGUCCUACGCGGAUGAUCUGUCUCUAGAUGACGAUCUAGAGCCGGACUCCGAUACGGGCUGUUCUUCAUCAGCCAUUGAGUGUGACCGUAACGAAGAUGAAAAACUUAAUGCAUUCAAGAAGACUGCUUCUAAGGGGCCUAACCGCGGUUCGGGAGCCAAGCGCUGGACUUGGGAAGCGCUGCCUGGAGGAGAAGAGCAGCUGGGCACUCAGCCUGGCUAUGGCGAGCAGCCCAGCCCGAGGAGGAGGAAGAAGGGGCCGAAGGAGGAGAGUGGCGAGGUACCUACCUGGCUAUGGUGGACACCAUCUUCAUCACCUUGCUGGGCACCGCAUCUGGAAGGCCCCAGUUGGGGUAAUGCCACACCAAGGAAGCUCGAGGCAGAGUCAAGCAUGGCGGCUCAGUGAGCAGCAGCACAGCUGCUUCGGGUUCUCCUUUGGACAGGAGUGCAGCGACAUAGCUGCUUUGCGU